UUGGUAUGGCAACACGGUUAGUUUUUUGUGUAAAUUCUUUUUGUACGUGAUGUGCAGUUUUACGAAUUUUAUUUAAUUUCAUUUUCUUUAGAAAAAAUGUAAAAAUUAGUGCAUAAAAUAGUUUUAAAAACUUUUUUAAUAAACUAAAAACUUAAGAUUUAUUUCAAAUACUAUUAUUUUGUCAAAAUGUCCUAACUAAGCAUGUAUAAAACUUUUAAUAACACAUUUAAAAGCUGUGUAUAUUAUAAUUGUAAAUUAAGUAAACUAAAAAAAAACAUCUAACAAACGUCUAAGGAGGACGUUCUUUAAAACGACACCAUUGUUUUGUUUUAUUUAAAAAAAAGAAAAACUAAAAGAAUUAAAAAAAAAUUGCUAAAACGACGUAAAUUAUAAAACAUCCUCAACCACUAGACAUGACCGAUAAGGAAAUGCAGGCUCAUGACAAUGUCAGAUGGCGUAAUUGGUCUCGUGCUGCUACACUUUAUGAUCAAAUUCUAUCCUCUCCUUCGCUAGUUAGUAAUCGUGCUCAAAAAGAACGUCAUAUUAUUUGUCUGCUGGGUCGUUGCGAGUGCCUAUUGGAAUUGGGCAAAUAUGAGUCCUGUCUAAACGAUGCCCGCAAUGUUUUGUCAAUGCUGAGUGAACAACAGACAGAUUGUUUGGCCAGUAUUUCGCGGACCAGACGAUGGCUCGUGCAUGCUUUGUGUAAAUUAAAAAAAUAUACGGAGGCCGAAAAGCUCUUAAACGAAUGGAUAGCUGAACUACAACCACAGCAGGGCUUUGGUGAUAUUUGCAAGACUUUGGAACGCUAUAAGUCCGUCAUACAAAUGCUUAACGGUGGCAAUAAAUCAACGCAGAAAAUUAACAAUGCCCGCUUAGAAGAUGAAAUGACUAUACUCGAUACAAAACUAGAUCAUUGGGCCACAAAUAAUCUGCCUCUGGAUAAAUACAGCAAACCGCUCAGUAAUAAAGGUGUCAAGAAACGUGAGAAUCCCACACAAAAUGGUGCCAGCAACAACAUAACAGCGGUAAUGCAAAAGAACACCGAUCUGUUGGCCGCCCUCAAGGUAUCGGGCAGUAAUAAGUCGAUAAGCGAUGAGAGUGUGGGUGGUGAGAAUGCCAAUAGCACUACCUGUUCAUAUUGUGCUAUAACAUUUGGCUCACGCAAUGAGCUGAGGCAACAUUGCCAGACCGAGGCUCAUCAAAAUGUGAUUAUGUCUGAUGAGGGACGAGAUUGGAAGUGGAGACCACCUCCUCGUGGCUUUACCUUGGACUCUUAUAGUCUUUGUGAGUCUUGGAGCGAAUCGCAGUUGUGUCAUUAUGGCAAUCAAUGUGUGGAGGCCCAUGGCGCGGAUGAACUGAACGAGUGGAAAGAUCGUUUCGAAUACAGACGAAUGCGUGUGCAAAAAGCUUGUGAGAAGGAGCUUUAUGGCAAAUCGUACACGGAGCUGGUAUUAGAAAGGUGGAUACAAUCGACUGUGCCCGAAAAAAUCAUGUCGGAAAAGUUGGACGGCAUAGAGGCACAAUGUGAACAGGAUUUAGUAACCAGUAUAAGUUCAAAGACCUCCAAGCGAGAAUGGGUAUUUAUUUUAAGAACAAACAAUAAACCCUUAAAGGCGGUGGCCCUGCUACAAGAUGCUCACCGCAGUCAUUUUGCUAUAAAAACCAUUAAAACGGGAGACACCACUAUUGAGUUGGAUGUAAAAACCAAUCAAGAAUGGGUAUCCAACAAACACUCAUCUUCUGCCUCAGCCACUUCCUCGGUUUCAUCGUUAUUAAACUGUUCGGUGGAUAAGGAGGAGCCUACAAAAAAACCUUUGGAAAAUUCAGAUGCCUCCACUGCCCUGCAGUCGCUAAUGGAACAUCAGGUGACCCUUGAAUUUCACACCGAAAUCUAUGGUACUUUUCGUCAAGCCGUAUGUUUCGAUUUCGGUUCCGAGCCAUUGCUGGUAAGACACCUGUGUGUAGAUGUGGUACCGGUCAGUGAUGCCGAAAAGAUCGAGGAAAUACGGCGUGAUAUCAUUAAUAGUUCGGCCACCAGAUGGGAUGUUUCCAAUACACAAUUGGUAAAAUUUGAGACCACCAUAGGAUCUCACAUGAAGACUGAAGGUUAUCUCAAUGAUUUGAAGCAUGAAAAGGAAAUGCUAGAGCGUUAUCCCUGCCCUCGGGCUCAAACAUUUACCCUCACCCAGUCCACCAUAUUGGACAAACGCUUGACUCAAAACAACUAUCGUUCACGCAUACAUGAGCUGCUGUAUGUGGAGGAAAUUGCACGCUACGAACAAAUUGCACGUUUUAAUUUACGCACCAAACUGGGCGUUACUUCCAAUUAUAUCUUAACCCCCGCUGGCAUGGCUACAAGUACCGCCAAGUACUCGUUGUCCGGAGAAUUGUUUGCUUUAAUGCAUUUGGGGAAAGAUGUCUCAGAAGAUACUUCAGCGGGCCGUUUAAUUCUGUCCAACUGUUCCAGUGUUUAUAUCUCACCCGUCGAGGAAGCGAUGGUACCCACAAAGGAUAAGAAACGUCAUGUUUACGAGGCUGUCAUAGAGGAUAAGGGUAAAAAUGUGAUCUAUUUGAAGUUGGGUUCCAAAUGUGUGGAGGGCAUGCAGUUAAAGUCGGACACCGAUAUACUGGUGGACAUACAGUUCCAAUUGAAUCGUCUGCCCUAUUGUGAAUGGCAUCAUGCUGUCGACAAGAUAACCGAUUUUAAAAUUAUCUUUCCUGCCACUGAAAUUGAACCCAAUAUACCUUGGACGCCCAAAAAACAAUGGUCCGAGACCUGUGAGCCCAAAUUAAAUGCCAAACAAAGAGAGGCCGUGAAUGCUAUUACCACAUCGUUAAGCAUAAAGCUGCCGCCCAUCUUGCUAAUAGGUCCAUUUGGCACGGGCAAAACAUACACCUUGGCGCAAGCUAUAAAACAGUUGUUAACACAGCCAGAGGCAAAAAUUUUAAUUUGUACCCACUCCAAUUCGGCAGCAGAUUUAUACAUAAAGGAAUAUUUGCAUCCCUGGAUAGAGGCGGGCCUGGAAGAGGCCACUCCUUUAAGAGUGUACUAUCACAAACGUUGGGUUGCCACGGUCAAUAGUGUAGUUCAAAAGUAUUGUAUCAAUGAUGGCGCUGGUAACUUUAGGCGUCCCACCGUGGAGGACAUAAUGAAACAUCGUAUUGUGGUGGUCACUUUAAGUAUUUCCAUGGAACUGGCCAACUUAGAUCUCCCUAAAGGUUAUUUUACCCACAUAUUCCUCGAUGAAGCUGCCCAGGCUAUGGAAUGUGAAGCCAUUAUGCCUUUAGCUCUAGCAAAUGACAGUACACGCAUCGUACUUGCUGGUGAUCACAUGCAAAUGAGUCCCGAACUAUUCUCUGCUUUCGCCAAAGAGCGCAAAUUACAUAUAUCUCUGUUGGAGCGACUGUACGAUCACUUUCCUUCAAACUUUCCCUGCAAAAUACUCUUGUGUGAGAACUAUCGCGCCCAUGAAGCCAUCAUUAAAUUCACUUCAGAACUAUUUUACGAACAAAAACUAAUAGCUUCGGGAAAACAACCCAGACACGAGAAAUUCUACCCGCUGACGUUUUUCACCACACGGGGUGAAGAUGUUCAGGACAAGAAUUCGACUGCUUUCUAUAACAAUGCCGAGGUGUAUGAGGUUGUGGAACGGGUAUCAGAAUUGCGCAAGAAAUGGCCUAAUGCAUGGGGUAAAAUGAAUGAUGCCAGCAUAGGCAUUAUGACUCCCUAUUCCGACCAGGUGUUUCGCAUACGUUUGGAGUUGAGAAAACGUCGCAUGGGUGGUAUUUCUGUUGAACGUGUACUCAAUGUCCAGGGUAAACAAUUUAGGGCAGUAUUCCUCUCCACUGUACGUACAAGAAGAACGUGUUUGCCAAAUAAUGUUACGGGCUCUGCGCCAGGAUUUCCUGGUCAGGCGAAUAACUCUACCGAAGAUGCUGACUAUGGCUUUUUAAGCAAUUCAAAACUGUUGAAUACCGCCAUAACCAGAGCUCAAAGUUUGGUGGCUGUAGUGGGCGAUCCCGUAGCCUUGUGUUCAAUAGGCCGCUGCCGCAAAGUAUGGGAACGUUUUAUUGAAAUUUGUGAUGAAAAUAAAUCUCUAUUUGGCUUAACCAUGUGGCAGUUGCGCUCCCAGUUGGAUGGUGUAGAGUUGAAACGUGGCUAUGUCUUAAAUCCUCUGGCACCCGAGUUCAUACCUCGUUCCUUGCAACCCGAGGCAUAUCUUAGAGAUCAGGCAGCCAUGUAUUUAGCCAUGGCUGCAAACAAUCAUCAUCCCAUGGGACCUCAUCCAGGUCACCAUCAUGGUCCCGCGGGUAUGGGAGGUCCUCAUCCCAGUUUAUUGGCACCAGGUGGCGCCGGCCAAAUGCCUCCUCAUCAUGCCGCUCAACAAAUGCCUCAUAUGUACGGUCCUCAUACUGCAGCGGCUGCUGCCUACAAUGCCGCCGCGGCAGCAGCAGCCGCCAUGAUGAAUCAGGGCAUGGUUGCCGGCAAAGGUGGACACCACUUCCACGGCCAUCCCAAUCAUAUGCCCAUGCGAGCAAUUGGUCCACCUCCCUCAGCCGGAGGACCACAACAGCAGCCCCAGCCACCUCCUCCCAUGAGUGGGCAACAGUUUAACCCCAGAGGUCCUCCACCACCAGCCGUACACUUGGGACAACCACCUGCCCCAGGAGGAGCAAAUCAAUUCUCGCAAUAUUUGCCCUGGCAACAUGCCCCGCAACAACUGCGUCCCCCUGGAGCAGGGGGUAAUUUUGCUGCUGGAGCAGGUCAGCAACCUGGAGUACCAACGACACAAAACCCCAAUGCCAGCCUAUGGGGACCUCCGCCACAAACAAAUCCCUGGACUGUGCUACCAAAACAGUCUCAAUUGCAGCAACAGCAAUCCUCGAAUGCCUCAGGCGCAAAUGGCCGACCCAUGCCACCGCAACAAACUGCGCAGAAUAUGCGAGGCAAUAGUGUGCCUUUGCAGCCACCGCCACCCCUGCCAAAUCAGCAGCAACAACAGCAAAUGCGCAAUAAUCCCAAUGAUUUGGGUUUCUUGGCCAAUAAGGCACUGUAUGCAGGCAAACAACAUCCCGGUCAACAAAGUAACCAAGUACCACCACCCCAAGCGCACGCCAACUUUGCUGGCUUUGGACAGGGUAAUGUUCCCCCACCACCGCCUGCCAACCAACUGCAGUUGAUGAAUCAAAGAAGUAUGAGUGGUAUACCGAACGGUCCCAUUAGCCCCAUGGAUCCCUUUAUGCCGCGGCCACCUACAACGGGAGGUGCUCCCGGUCAAAAUGCAUUUUUUGGACAAAACAACAUACCAGGACAACAACUUAAAGAUAAAGACUUUCAAUUUCUUAACAAUGUGCAUGUGCCCCUCAACAUUGGCGGCAGCAUGUUUCAAGCUCAACCUCCUCCCAAUGCCAUGGUGGGUUCAGCUAAUAAACAACAAUCUCCUACGGCUUUAAGGUUUCCCCAACCGCAUGAAUAUGCCUCUCUGUUGCCGCCAAAUGUCAAUAUUUACGAAAUGGCCUUUGAACCUAAAGAAUCCCAAUAUAAAUGGUACUUAAAACUAUUGGAGACUCAGGGCCAAGAAGCUGCCAACAAAUUCACCGAGGUCCUAAGACAGGUCAGUGCAAUGAUGCAGCAGCAACAACAACAACAGCAGCAGCAGCAACAACAGCCGCCCCAGGUAAAUAAGCCACCACCACAGCACUUGCAACAGGCAUACAUGAAUGCUGGCGCUAAUUCAGGCGGUCAGCCGGGCCAGCAGCAAUUAAUGCCGCGUGACAACUUUAUGCAGCCCCUCAUGAACUACCAACAGCAGCAGCAGCAACAACAGGCUCAACAGCAAAGAAAUAUGAAUCCCUACAUGGGACCCACUGGCACGGGAAAUCUCAUGCAACCUCCACUCAAUAUGGCAACGGUAAAUGAUGAUACACCACCCUUGGACAUUAAUUUCAAUCAACAAAUCGACAUGGUUUUCAACUCCAUCAUCAAUGGCAAUGAAAUCAGCCAACCCAUUUUACGUGAUCUCUUUGGUGUGGGUGGUGGCAGCAAUGGCGGCGGCAGUAACAAUGCAGCCGGCAUGAAUGGUGACUUGCUAAUGAACAAUGUUUCCUCGUCGAAUACGCUCAUGGGCGGCAGUAAAAUGUUUCCAACUAUUGGCGGUAAUGGCCAGCAGCCAGGUGGUGGUAAUAUGCCCAAAAUGGCUGGUCCACCUAAUAUGAUGGGCAUGCCAACUCCACAACAGCAGCAACAACAACAACAACAGCAGCAGCAACAGACCGCCAAUCAUCAUGGCGGUUAUAUGACAAAUAAUGCCCUCAUGAACAACAAGGACUAUUUGAUGGGUCCUCCAGGUGGUGGUUCAAGCUCUUCGAAUUCUUCCUCGGUGCCUCUAUACAGACGCCAGGGCUUGACCAUGGGCAAUGGCCAUCAUCACCUAAAUAGUACUGGCAAUUCGAAUGCCUCUACUGGUGGACACUCCUUGUCCUCUUCGACAUCAGACAACAUGCUAACUGGCAGUCCCAAUGAUAUUUUGGCUGGCCUAACCACUGGAUCCAGUACUCUGAUCGAGGCCCUGUUUCAGCAAGAUCAACAGCAAAACAACAACACUUUGCAGAAAUUAUUGUACAAUAAUUUUAAUGCUACUGGCCUCAAAACAGACAUGGAUUUGUUUAUGGGCAAUAAUGCUUUUGUGACCGGCCUAAACGACGGCAUUAACAACACAUUUCAUACUCAAAAUUUCCAACAGCAGCAGCAACAACAACAGCAACAAGCUAAUAAUAUACCACAACAACAUCCUGCCAACAAUCCGGCAGCAAGUAGCGGAGAUAAUCGUAAUACUACUUAUGCGGCCGUCUUAAGUCAAGGACCUCAACAACAAGCUGAUGCGGCUGCUCUGCAGCAGCAACAUCACAAUCAUCAACAACACAAUUUCCCACACAACUCUAUGGUGGCCAAUCUCAGUGGCAAUGGCUUAGGUUUGGGUCUAACUGUCGGUGCAGCUGCCAACAAUGGAGGUGUUGGUGAGGCCGGAGAAAAGGAUCCUUUUGCUGCCAUACGUGAACUGGGUCAAGGUACGAAUGGUUUUUAUAAUUAUUUUCAAUAAGUAAUAAGAAUUUGGUAAAACAAGAUUUUUGCUUCAAAAAAAUAAAAGAGGCCCCUUAAAUUCUCCAUAUUAAUGGUGCUUGAAAGUUAAACUAAAUAGCUUUCUUGCUAGUGAGAGAGUAAGAGAGAGUGACAGAGACGGGGUGUAGUAGAGGAGAGAGAGACAUAAUUGUAACUUUAUUUUUUUUGGCAAACAAAAAUUGAAGUUUUUAUUUUAAAUUUAAUUCAUUUUAGAUUUUAGUUAAAUUUAUACUAUGUAUUUUCUUUUAGGCUUGAAAUUAUUUUAAUAUUAUUUUGUAUAUUAUUAUUUUUAAUUUUAGGUAUUUUUUUUUAUAAUACAAAACUUUUAAACACCAUUUUUAUUUAGAAUUUCAAGGCGGCCCUUUUUAAAAGUUAAAAAAUCUUGUUAUUUGAUUUUUGUGUUAAGUCGUUAAAUGACUUUAUUUAAAUGUUCUCUUUUUUGAUUAUGAAUUAUUAUUAAAAUAAUUUAGUUAUUUAAUAUGUUUAACUAAACAUUAAUAUAAAAUGAUACAUAUAAA
Messenger RNA from Calliphora vicina (urban bluebottle blowfly), 7638 nucleotides. RefSeq names its product Helicase with zinc finger (gene Helz). Gene Ontology annotation, biological process: regulatory ncRNA-mediated post-transcriptional gene silencing. The transcript has 5 exons. Gene Ontology annotation, cellular component: P granule; cytosol. The record is from RefSeq and is a predicted model, not a curated record. NCBI's taxonomy places the organism in Eukaryota, Metazoa, Arthropoda, Insecta, Diptera, Calliphoridae. Gene Ontology annotation, molecular function: helicase activity; metal ion binding; ATP hydrolysis activity. Bases 414 to 7100 code for a protein of 2228 amino acids.